Messenger RNA from Sorex fumeus (smoky shrew), 2158 nucleotides. RefSeq names its product prolylcarboxypeptidase (gene PRCP). Bases 280 to 1458 code for a protein of 392 amino acids. NCBI's taxonomy places the organism in Eukaryota, Metazoa, Chordata, Mammalia, Eulipotyphla, Soricidae. Gene Ontology annotation, molecular function: dipeptidyl-peptidase activity; serine-type exopeptidase activity. The transcript has 9 exons. The record is from RefSeq and is a predicted model, not a curated record. Gene Ontology annotation, biological process: angiogenesis involved in wound healing; negative regulation of systemic arterial blood pressure; proteolysis.
UCGCUGACGGCCGGCGCCACCGCCCGCGUCCCGCCCGCCCUGAGAGCCUUCGGGGGUCUGCACUCGGCCCCCGGCUCCAAGGCCCGCAGCUCGGGGGCCCGGGAGUUCUCGACUCGCUACCUGCAGCAGAAGGUUGAUCAUUUUGGAUUUCAUACUGAUAAAACUUUUAAACAGAGAUACCUAGUUGCUGAUAAAUACUGGAAGAAAGAUGGGGGAUCAGUACUAUUCUACACUGGAAAUGAAGGGGACAUUAUCUGGUUUUGCAAUAAUACGGGGUUCAUGUGGGAUGUGGCUGAGGAAUUGAAAGCUAUGUUGGUCUUUGCUGAACAUCGAUAUUACGGAGAGUCCCUACCCUUUGGCCCCUCGUCUUUCAAGGAUUCUAAACACUUGAAUUUUCUGACAUCAGAACAAGCUCUGGCUGAUUUUGCAGAGUUAAUCAAACACUUGAGAAAAACAAUAAAAGGAGUUAAAAAUCAACCUUUCAUUGCCCUAGGGGGCUCAUAUGGUGGCAUGCUUGCAGCCUGGUUCAGGAUGAAAUAUCCCCAUAUGGUUGUUGGAGCUCUUGCAGCCUCUGCUCCCAUUUGGCAGUUUGAGAAUAUGGUACCUUGUGGUGUAUUUUUGAGUAUUGUCACUAAAGAUUAUAAGAAAAGUGGCUCAAAUUGUUCAAGAAGCAUUCGUAAGUCCUGGGAUGCCAUUAACCGACUUGUAAAUAAAGGUACUGGCUUGAAUUGGCUUUCUGAAACCCUUCAUUUGUGCAGCCCAUUAGAAGAUUCUGAUGAUGUUGAACGCUUAAAAGAUUGGAUCUCUGAAACUUGGAUCAAUCUCGCUAUGGCGAACUACCCAUAUGAGUCAAACUUUUUACAGCCUUUGCCUGCUUGGCCUAUCAAGGUGGUAUGCCAGUAUUUGGAAAAUUCCAAUGUGAAUGAUACGCAGCUGCUGAAGAAUAUUUAUAAAGCUCUGAAUGUGUAUUAUAAUUACUCUGACCAGGCAAGCUGUAUGAAUCUAUCAGCGACAGCAACUAGCAGUCUUGGAACGCAGGGCUGGAGCUAUCAAGCUUGCACAGAAAUGGUCAUGCCUUUUUGUUCUAAUGGCAUCAAUGAUAUGUUUGAGCCUCACCCAUGGAGCCUGAAGGAGUUUUCCGAUGACUGUUAUAAACAGUGGCACGUAAGACCAAGGCCCUCUUGGAUCCCUACUUUGUAUGGAGGCAAAAAUAUCAGUUCCCACACAAACAUUAUUUUCAGCAAUGGCGAACUAGACCCCUGGAUGGGAGGUGGAGUAACCAGUGACAUUACGGAUACCUUGGUUGCAAUAAUGAUACCAGAGGGGGCCCACCAUCUAGAUCUUCGUGCCAGCAAUCAUUUUGAUCCUGUGUCUGUGUUACUAGCUCGCUCCUUGGAAGUUAAAUAUAUGAAGCAAUGGAUUCAAGAUUUCUAUGACAGUCAAAGAAAGAAGUACUAAGCAACUUUUGAUUAUUUGCAGUUUUUCUUUUUUCAUGUUCACUUCGCCCAUAUUCACUUUGGUUUCUCUUCAUAAUGAGCCCCACCUUUCCCCCCACGCUGUUUAUCAUUAUAUUUAGGGAGGUGAAUCUUGAGAUAGACGAGAAUCAUUCCACAGCUCAGGUCCUUGCUGUCUUGGUGCCACCACCUCUGGUAAGAGCUUCUUUGUGACAGCUUUCCUCUACCAUGAGGCACCCUCCUAACUGGAAUAGAGUUCCUGACUGCCUUUUGCAAGAGAAAGACCUACUUCUUUGUUUCUUUGCAAGCUGAGAUUUCUUUCAUCUUUUUUGUUUGUUUUUUUGGCCACACCCGACAAAGAUCAGGAGUUCCUCCUGGUCUGUCCUCAGGAAUUUCUCCUGGUGGGUCUUGGGAGACCAUAUGGGAUGCCAGGGAUCGAACCCAUGUUAGUCGCAUGCAAGACAAGUGCCCUCUCUGGCCUGAGAUUUCUUUCAGCUUUGUGAUUGAAGUCGAGCUCAUUUGUUACUUCUCAUCUCUGCCCUACCUAAGUGAAAAGACUAAGAUAGAUUAAAAAAAUAAUAAUAAUGUAAUUGCAGGUGGUAGGGAGGAUGUUGAUGCCAAUCCAGGAAAAGGGAACCCUUUCUUUUGUACUUGAUUUAAUGACUUUGAUCUGUUCUGUUAAUAAAGAAUAAGGCUGGACCUUC